Molecule: messenger RNA, 4904 nt
Organism: Rhea pennata
Lineage: Eukaryota; Metazoa; Chordata; Aves; Rheiformes; Rheidae
Gene: KIT
Product: KIT proto-oncogene, receptor tyrosine kinase
Exons: 22
Coding region: 1-3135 (1044 amino acids)
Biological process (GO): Fc receptor signaling pathway; hematopoietic progenitor cell differentiation; B cell differentiation
Cellular component (GO): plasma membrane; signaling receptor complex
Molecular function (GO): cytokine binding; ATP binding; transmembrane receptor protein tyrosine kinase activity
Source: RefSeq, a predicted model, not a curated record
AUGACCUUCAUUCCCAGUCCCCAGAAAGGCAUCAUUAUAAAGAACGUACAGAGGUCGUUCAAGGGGUGCUACCAGUGCUUGGCAAAGCAGAACGGAGUGGAGAAGAUUUCAGAACAUAUUUUCCUGAACGUGAGGCCAGAGGAGCAUCCAGUCAUUAGAGAUGGGGUGCAAGGGGAACUAACGAAGGUUGCUGGAUUUAUGCCAGCUGAGUAUGUGCCCACUUCCUCCUGUCUUGGUCUUCCUGACUCACCUGAGGAUUUGAUGUCCAAGGGAAAAAAAAGAACUGUAUUGACAUACAUUGAAUUUGUCUUUUUUUCAGGUGGUUCAUUGCCGCAUGAAGAAUCUUCACUUGUUGUGAAUAAAGGAGAGGAAUUAAGACUGAAAUGCAGUGAGGACGGACCCGUGACUUGGAAUUUUCAGAACUCUGACCCGUCGGCAAAAGCAAGGAGCUCCAGUGAGAAAGAGUGGUACACCAAAAAUGCAACAACCAGAGACACAGGCAGAUACAUAUGCAAAAGUAAAGGGAGCAUUGUCACCUCUUUCUAUGUUUUUGUUAAAGAUCCAGAUGUGCUCUUUCUUGUUGAUUCUCUGAUAUAUGGAAAAGAAGACAGUGAUAUCCUGCUGGUGUGCCCAUUAACAGAUCCAGAUGUGGCCAAUUUCACUCUGAGAAGAUGUGAUAGCAAACCCCUGCCCAAGAACAUGACCUUCAUUCCCAAUCCCCAGAAAGGCAUCAUUAUAAAGAACGUACAGAGGUCGUUCAAGGGGUGCUACCAGUGCUUGGCAAAGCAGAACGGAGUGGAGAAGAUUUCAGAACAUAUUUUCCUGAACGUGAGGCCAGUUCACAAAACUCUUCCAGUCAUUACCUUAUCCAAAACCUAUGAGCUUCUCAAAGAAGGGGAAGAAUUUGAAGUUACAUGCACAAUCACAGAUGUGGACAGCAGCGUACAAGCAAGUUGGAUUUUUCACAAAAGUGGGAUUGUUACAAGCAAAAGCAGAAAUUUGGGUGAUUAUGGAUACGAAAGGAAAUUAACAUUGAACAUCCGUUCAGUGGGAGUUAAUGAUUCUGGAGAAUUCACAUGCCAAGCAGAAAACCCUUUUGGAAAAACCAGUGCCACUGUAACCUUGAAAGCACUAGCUAAAGGAUUUGUCCGUUUGUUUGCAACAAUGAAUACCACAAUAGAUAUAAACGCAGGACAAAAUGGAAAUUUAACAGUUGAAUAUGAGGCGUAUCCAAAACCGAAGGAAGAAGUGUGGAUGUACAUGAACGAAACAUUGCAGAAUUCAUCGGAUCAUUAUGUCAGAUUCAAGACUGUGGGCAACAACAGCUACACAAGUGAACUUCACCUUACCCGAUUAAAAGGAACAGAAGGAGGCAUUUACACGUUCUUUGUGUCCAAUUCUGAUGCCAGCUCCUCUGUAACAUUUAAUGUCUAUGUGAAAACAAAACCGGAGAUUCUCACUUUGGAUAUACUUAGCAAUGAUAUUCUCCAGUGCAUAGCAGCCGGCUUCCCAGCCCCUACCAUAUAUUGGUAUUUUUGCCCAGGAACUGAACAGAGGUGUUUUGAUUCACCAACAAUAUCCCCCAUGGAUGUGAAAAUCAGUUACACAAAUUCCUCGGUGCCGUCCUUUGAAAGAAUUCUAGUUGAGAGCACCAUCAACGUCAGCUUGUUCAGGAGCACCGGCACCGUCUGCUGCGAGGCCUCCAGCAACGGGGACAAAAGUUCAGCUUUCUUCAACUUUGCUAUUAAAGAACAAAUCCGUACUCAUACCCUUUUCACACCCUUGCUGAUCGCAUUUGGAGUAGCCGCAGGACUGAUGUGCAUCGCAGUCAUGAUUCUGGUGUACAUAUAUUUGCAGAAACCCAAAUACGAAGUUCAGUGGAAAGUUGUUGAAGAAAUAAAUGGGAACAACUAUGUUUACAUAGACCCAACACAACUUCCUUAUGAUCACAAAUGGGAGUUUCCUAGAAACCGGCUGAGUUUUGGCAAAACCCUUGGUGCUGGAGCUUUUGGAAAGGUAGUUGAAGCCACUGCUUAUGGUCUGUUUAAAUCUGAUGCUGCUAUGACAGUAGCAGUAAAAAUGUUGAAACCAAGUGCCCAUUUAACAGAAAGAGAAGCUUUGAUGUCAGAGCUUAAAGUCCUGAGUUACCUCGGUAACCACAUUAAUAUUGUGAAUCUACUUGGAGCUUGCACUAUUGGCGGUCCCACUCUGGUGAUCACAGAAUAUUGCUGCUAUGGUGAUCUUUUGAAUUUUCUGAGGCGGAAACGAGAUUCGUUUAUUUGUCCGAAACAUGAAGAACACACAGAAACAGCGGUUUACGAGAACCUGGUGCACCAGGCAGAGCCUGCAGCUGAUGUUGUCAAUGAGUACAUGGACAUGAAACCAGGAGUGUCAUAUUCAGUCCCACCAAAAGCUGAUAAAAAAAGACCAGUUAAGUCUGGAUCCUACACUGAUCAGGAUGUUACCCUUUCUAUGUUGGAAGAUGAUGAACUUGCUCUAGAUGUUGAAGAUCUACUAAGCUUUUCUUACCAGGUGGCAAAGGGCAUGAGCUUCCUUGCCUCUAAAAAUUGCAUUCAUAGGGAUCUGGCAGCAAGGAAUAUUCUCCUCACUCAUGGUCGAAUAACAAAAAUCUGUGACUUUGGCCUGGCAAGAGAUAUAAGGAAUGAUUCAAAUUAUGUGGUCAAAGGAAAUGCUCGACUUCCAGUGAAGUGGAUGGCACCUGAAAGUAUUUUUAAUUGCGUUUACACCUUUGAGAGUGAUGUCUGGUCUUAUGGAAUAUUGCUGUGGGAACUCUUUUCUUUAGGAAGCAGCCCGUAUCCAGGGAUGCCCGUGGACUCCAAGUUCUAUAAAAUGAUCAAGGAGGGAUACAGGAUGUUCAGCCCCGAGUGUGCACCACCCGAAAUGUAUGACAUAAUGAAGAGUUGCUGGGAUGCUGAUCCUUUACAGAGACCCACAUUUAAACAAAUCGUCCAGCUGAUCGAGCAGCAGCUUUCAGAUAAUGCCCCCCGGGUUUACGCAAACUUUUCAACUCCACCUUGCAGUCAAGGAAACGCUACAGAUCACUCCGUGCGCAUUAAUUCGGUGGGUAGCAGCGCUUCCUCGACUCAGCCUCUCCUGGUACGUGAAGAUGUUUGAAAGAGGAGUUGGUGGCUGGAGCAAGAGGAGCCCGGAUGGAUUUGCUGUUUGUAUUUUGCAGGGGGUGAGAGAGGGAUGACUUCAAUAAUUUCUCAUACUUUUACUCACUACUUCCACCGUGUAGCUGAAAUGUUGUUGUAAUACUGUCCUUUACCACUCACUGUUACACAUAAACUUAAUCUGCCAAGCACGGUUACAGGCGUCAUUGCAAUGUUAACUGAAGCUGUAUAUAUGUUGCUAUAUUGUGUGUAUUUGCGGUAGAGAGCCAGAUCUGAAGAAAAAAACAGAAAAAAAAAUAAUCGUGAGCCAAGGUGUGGAAUGAGAUGACUACAGAUCAAACCAAAUCUGCAGCGGUCCUGCUCUGGAUCUGUGCCUGGAAAGCGUUUCAUCAUUUUUCUAGUUAACUUUAUUUUGCUGGGUUUAAGAAAUAAAUUAAUACAAAGCUAGUUGCUUUGCAGGCCCCUUCCCACAGGCAGCCGUGCCUGCGAACCGUUCCCAGGCGGAUGCGGCGAGGGUGCUGGACGUGCCGGGCCAUGGGGACGAAUCCCUGCGGCCGCAAAGCCUCCCAGGUGCCGGGGGAUUCGAACCGGCGGCCGAGAGGGCAGCGCAGGCGGGCGCGACCCCGCCGGGGAGCCGGAGGCAGAGCGGAGCGCGGCCCCCGAAGCCGGGAGCCCGCGGGCACCCUGCGCCCCGGCCGCGGCAGCGGGAGGGCUCAGGCACUUGUUUUGCUCGUAGUUGCAUCCAAAAGUGGUCACCGAAGAUAGGUGGGUCAGUCGAAAUACCGGAGAGCCGUUUAUGACGAACCGCGUGCGCGGAGGAGAGGCUGUUUAACGGGUCAUCUUAUCUAAAGGAGAGCAGAAGCUCCAAGUCCUCUCCUGAGAGCCCUUCGUUUAUCUUCCCGUGCCCAGGUGAAUAUUUCUAACUGGAAAGGGCCAUUCCCUCCCCACCCCGGUGGUUUCGUCUUUCUAGCUCUAUCGUAGCGCUGGGACCACAACGGAGGAGAAGAGCUGCACUGGGAGGCGUUGGGGUCGGUAUCUGUCGAGCCCAGGAUUGUGCUCAAGUGUUUUAUAGCCCCUUCCCUUCCCAUCAGAAACACUGCUAGUUCUUUCCUUCCUUCGUUUCCGUCACCUAUAAAUUAGCAAAUGCAUUGAGAGGAGCAUUUCAGAGGCAGAGUACCUAUUUAUUUACAAUGCACUUAAGCACUCUGUAACUUAUACUUUACCAGGAUUUUGGUUGAGUUUACAUUCAUUUCAAAUGUGUAACUAACUGCCCAGAUGCAAGAUAGUUGUAAAUAAACACACACUGGUAGUAUAUUUUAGGUUAUAUGGAAUACCACACUCUUUAUGUGACUGUGCAUUUGGUUUAUUGCUGCAGAAAUUUGUCUUUCGAAGCUAGUCAGAAGUUAGCCAUUUGCACUGAACUUACCUAGGCUGUUGCACCUUUCCAAAGUUAGCCGGUUGUUUGGAGGCACUCUUAUGCAUACUUGUUGUUGAGCAUUUUCAGUUUAAUGCUAUAAAAGCUCUUUCGUAGUGUGUUGGCUUUCAGAGCAACUGUAGACAAACUAGUUGUUAUAAUUAUAGAUGUCUCGGUACUUUACGGACACUUAGCUGAAAGAGGUUUUGGGUUUUUUCAUUCUUGAAAUUUAUAUUUUUAUAAUUUGGGGAUUUUUGAAACUUACUUUGCCAUGGCUUGGUGUUUUGAAUGGUUUUAUGCAUUGUUCUUGUAAAUAUGGAAAUGUAGCAAUAAUGUCCUUUUGACUAUUCUCAGUC